Messenger RNA from Megachile rotundata (alfalfa leafcutting bee), 1473 nucleotides. It is a transcript of the gene ND-42, whose product is annotated as NADH dehydrogenase (ubiquinone) subunit ND-42. Gene Ontology annotation, biological process: mitochondrial electron transport, NADH to ubiquinone. NCBI's taxonomy places the organism in Eukaryota, Metazoa, Arthropoda, Insecta, Hymenoptera, Megachilidae. The record is from RefSeq and is a predicted model, not a curated record. Gene Ontology annotation, cellular component: cytoplasm; respiratory chain complex I.
UAAAUCAUUAAAUAUUCUUGUUAAUCUAUGAUAGUUGCCUUUCAAAUUUUAACUUUUGCUUUAUGAUGACAGUGACAGUAUGUCUAUCGAAUGAGUACCACUGAAAUUGGGGAAGCAUCUUGAGACAAGUAUAGUGGUACUAUGGCAUCGGUUUUUUCUACGGGUGUUUCCAAAAUCACAUCCGUUGGGGUUUUAACUCGAUUAUGUAAGAUAUCGCAGAAUCAUAAUGUAAUACAAGUAGCCUUUAUGAAAAGGCUAUCAUUACGUGAUGUUGUUCAAAAACCUGCUCCAUUUCCUUAUUGGGACAAACAAUUGACUAUAUAUCAAGCCAUGAAAACUUCUAUAGUAAUGAGAUACGAUGAAAAUACUAGAGUAAUAGUUGUUGAUGGGCCUCCUGCAGUGGGAAAGAGCAAACUCUGUGAACAUAUAGCAGAACAAUUUGGACUAUUGUACAUGCCACCGCCAUCACAUGAAGAAAUUUAUAUAAAUCCUUAUAAGGUUGACUUGCGAAAGUUGGAUUCAAAGCUACCACUUCAUUGUCAAAGUUAUGAUAUAGAAAGAUUUUUAGCAAAUCCGAAUGAUGUUAGAGUACCAUUCUUUCAAAUAAUGUAUCUUCUAAUGAGAUUCGAACAAUAUACAAAUGCACUACUUCAUUUAUUAUCGACUGGUCAGGGUAUAGUGCUUAAUAGAUGCGUUUACUCAGAUAUUGCAUUUGCGGAUGCUAUGCACAAAGCUGGUUAUCUGAGUAAAGAUGUAAUGAGGGAGUAUAUGUAUAUGAGGGAGGAAGCAGUCAGAGAACUUUUUAGGCCACAUUUGAUAAUAUAUUUGGAUGUACCUCCAGAGCUUGUCAAGGAGAAAAUUAAGAAAAGAGGUCAUCCUCAUGAAGUAAAUUCAAAAAUUUUAACAACCAAGUAUCUGUCAGAUAUAGAAAGUGCAUACAAAGAAAAAUACUUAAAGAGCUUGAAAGAUCAUUCACAGUUACUAAUUUAUGAUUGGUCCACCGAGGGUAAUCUUAUGGAUGUUGUUCAUGAUAUUGAAGGUGUAGACUUAGAUACUUUUAAAAAACCAAAAUUAACCGAUUGGAUAUUUGGUUCUGUGACGGAAAUAUAUAGUGCAAUAGAGCUUUAUCAGGACAAACUGCCAAUAAUAAAUGAAAUAUAUCACACUAAGUCUGUUCCCCCUCGUGAGCUAUAUUGGACAGCUGAAGAGAAUGACGAAAUGGACAACGUCAUGUCAAGUGAACCUACUGAAAAAUUUUUGUACGAUUUCAACCCAUUGUAUGGUGACAAAGUAUUGUUUAAAAGUGAUAAUAUUAGCCUCCAUCCAUUUCGUCGAACUCCUCGUGAUUUUGUAAAUCGAGAUGUGACAAAAUUGUAAACUUAACGUAAAUCUAGCAGUCAGAAAAUGAAGUUGUAUUGUAAUGAGCAAAGAAAUCACCAACAGCAUUAUACUAUAAAAAAAUGACAAACGCAA